This is a messenger RNA of Bufo gargarizans (Asiatic toad), 3379 nucleotides long. RefSeq names its product dual specificity phosphatase 10 (gene DUSP10). Gene Ontology annotation, molecular function: MAP kinase tyrosine/serine/threonine phosphatase activity; protein tyrosine/threonine phosphatase activity. Lineage: Eukaryota; Metazoa; Chordata; Amphibia; Anura; Bufonidae. Gene Ontology annotation, cellular component: cytosol; cytoplasm. The record is from RefSeq and is a predicted model, not a curated record. Gene Ontology annotation, biological process: protein dephosphorylation; negative regulation of JUN kinase activity. Bases 215 to 1660 code for a protein of 481 amino acids. The transcript has 5 exons.
UGCUGCAUGUGAGCUGUGAAAUAUCCCCCCUAGCAUGCUGCUGUGAGCCUGCUGCAGUGGCACUGAGAUGUAGCAGAGCCGGAUCGGUUGGAAAAGGGGGUCUGAGCUUUCUGACAACUCACUGGGUUGAGAGAAUGAAGUGGGUUGACCCUCAGCCCCGUAGAAAACCUUGCCUAUUAGUUGUACUUGAGGCGCCGCCGCUGUCAGAUUCCCGAUGCCUCCAUCGCCUCUGGACGACACGGUGAUUGUGGCAAUAUCCAGACCCGUGAGACCACAAGAGCUUAACCUCUGCCUGGACCCUUCCUGCGGUGACAGCGCCUCCGUGAGCGGCAGCUGCAGAUCUUUGCUCAGCGCAAGCGUAGUGUCCCUUAACGCUGCUAAUCUGACGUAUAUGCCCUCUUCCAACAGCUCUGCUCGCUCUUUGGGUUGCGGAUGUAGCAGUGCCAGCUGUUGCAGUGUGGCAGCGUAUGAAAAAGACACUCAGAGUCAGACUAUCAGCAGUACUACAAUCACCAGCAGUGCCGCCGGACCCUCCAGCUCCACUUGCCCUCCCAACCCAAUGGUCAACAACAAUGAGAACACCGGCGCGUUAAGUCCAUCCGGUGAGGUUGGCAGCCCCGCGUCCACCAUCACCACCAAACAGUUUGCCAACGUCAAGAUAAUCUAUCCCAAUGACCUGGCCAAGAAGAUAGCAAAAUGCAGCAAAACCCAUCUGCCCAACCAAGGCCCCGUGAUCAUCGACUGCAGACCCUUCAUGGAGUACAACAAAAGCCAUAUCCAAGGGGCCGUUCACAUUAAUUGCUCCGAUAAGAUCAGCCGGAGGAGGCUUCAGCAGGGGAAGAUCACGGUGUUGGAUUUAAUAUCGUGCAGGGAAGGCAAGGACUCGUUCAAGAGGAUAUUUUCCAAAGAGAUCAUCGUGUAUGAUGAUAAUACCAAUGAGCCGAGCCGGGUCAUACCACCCCAGCCGCUCCAUACCGUUCUAGAGUCACUGAAACGGGAAGGGAAGGAACCUCUGGUGCUCAAAGGUGGCCUCAGCAGUUUCAAACAGAACCAUGAAAACCUGUGUGACAACUCCCUCCAACUCCAAGACUGCUCAGACGGAGGCGGGGCGUCGGCGGUGACCAUUACACUACCUCAGUCUGUCCCCAGCACCCCGGACAUUGAGAACGCAGAACUGACCCCCAUUCUACCCUUCCUCUUCCUCGGAAAUGAACACGAUGCCCAAGAUUUGGAAAAGAUGCAGAGGAUGAACAUCGGAUACAUCGUUAAUGUCACCACACACCUGCCUCUCUAUCACUACGAGAAAAGUAUCUUUAACUACAAACGUCUACCAGCAACGGACAGCAACAAGCAGAACCUCAGGCAGUACUUUGAAGAGGCGUUCGAAUUCAUAGAGGAAGCUCACCAAUGCGGGAAAGGCCUUCUUAUCCAUUGCCAAGCAGGCGUCUCUCGCUCCGCCACCAUUGUGAUUGCCUACCUAAUGAAGCACACACGGAUGACCAUGACCGAUGCCUACAAGUUCGUCAAAGGAAAGCGACCAAUCAUAUCUCCAAAUCUCAACUUUAUGGGACAAUUACUGGAGUUUGAGGAAGACUUAAAUAACGGGAUAACACCGAGGAUUCUCACACCAAAGCUAAUCGGAGUGGAGACUGUGGUGUAGCAAAAAUUUUAUAAAUAGCUGAGAAAUAUUUUUCAAAAACAUCAACCGGAUGAAAACAUAAAAAAAAAUCUGUGGAAGGACGGUAAUAUUUUUGGUAAAUUUUUGAGGAUAGAAAAAAAGUCAUGAUCAUCCGUAGUCUGUGCAGGUUCAUAGACUGAGGAGAGCAAUGUUGUCAGGAAUUCAUCUACUGUGUAAGAAGCGUACCUUGAGACUAUAGCUCCAAAGACAGACAGCGAUGAUGAAAAAGUAAAAAACAAACACAAAAAAAAAAACUCAAUCGGCCAUAAUAAUAAUAAUAAAAUAAAAAAAUCAUAUGGCCAGAAUAGAAAGGGUUAAUUUUUGGGUGCGUUAUGUUAUAUUUUUGUAUUUGGGCUAAUACGGUUUCAUCGACAAAGACCUUGACCAUUACUUGCCCUCAGCGGCUUAAUGUGCAAUAAUUUUGUUUUGAGUGUGAGAAUUGUUAGAGUUGAUUGAAUGUUUUAAGUGUGAAUCUACACAUAGUGGUGGCGGCCAUUUUGUUGGAUGGUACCAUGGUUUAUUUUAGAGUCCAUGAGGCACCAUACUACCAAACUUUCCUUUUUUCAUGGGAUUGUCCGGUGUGAAGGACCUUAAAGAGGUUGUCCAAGGGCACUUCCUUUUUAAAUUCCACCCUGCCAGACCUGUGAAGGAAAGUAUACUUACCUGCUCCCCCAUGGUCAGUUCUGGCUCUGUGAGUCCCGACCUGUCUUCACAGCACUUCCGUUCUCCGGCAUGUAAACUUUGUGUAUGAUGGGGUCAAUGAUUGGCCUCAGUCAGGGGCAUAGCUAUAGGGGAAGCUUUGAAAGCGCUGCUUUGGGGCUGGAACUCCGAAAGGGCCCACCCAGGAGGAGGACUAAAAUAUUUUAUUGUCAGGGCCCCCUCAACAAUAUUAUAAAAGGACACAGUAGAAAAUGGACAGAAAGGCUGUCCGGCCUUGUCUGAGAGCGUGAUCUUGACUAGCCACAGAAGUGGGGUUGCAUAGGAGGAGGGGGUUGAGAAGAAGUUGCGGGGGUGUGUGGCCCAUUCAAAAAGUUGCUGUGGGGCUCAGGCAUUUCAAGUAACGCCACUAGCCUCAGUAGGAACGUGUCCCCAGAUGGCAUGUCACUGUGGGGUUACGUGCUGCUUGUGGAUACUUCAGUGAGGGGGCCAUCCAUGCAGAAAGUUUACAUGCUGGGCCAUGAAGACAGGUCCAGACCCACAGGGCCAGGACCAUGCAUUGGGGAUUAGGUAAGUAUGCUUUCCUUCACAGGUGGGGGAGAAUUUUGGAAAAAUAUCAAUGUUGGACAAGCCCUUUAAAGGGCUGGGUUUUAUCCACUUGUGCCCGAAAAUGGGCAUUUCUUGGAAGUUUAUUGUCACCUCAAAUGAAGGUCCCAUGAACAGGGGUUCCAAUGUUAGGAGGUGUGGUUUCACUUGUCCGGCCUAUAAAAUGGCGCUGUCCACUAUGUCUAUGAGACAGGUCCACUUAAAGUGGUGAAAAGCGCCAGCACUGAGACAGAGGUAUCGAAAAGCAAUUAUUAUUCUAUAUAUUUUUGUUUUCAUUUGAAUCUGGUAACGGUGCCAUAAACCUUGUUAAAUAUGUAUAUCAGAAUGUAAAAAUAAGAGGUUUUAUUUUAACUAUUUUUUGCACAAAAAUAUAGGCGUGUUCCUGUGGUCUGUGUAAAAUGUCAUUUUGACUAUAAAACCGGCAGAAACUUAUUUUAA